Didymosphaeria variabile is the source of this 618-nucleotide messenger RNA. RefSeq names its product GTPase Ryh1 (gene ryh1). Gene Ontology annotation, molecular function: GTP binding; GTPase activity. The coding region runs from base 1 to 618 and encodes 205 amino acids. Lineage: Eukaryota; Fungi; Ascomycota; Dothideomycetes; Pleosporales; Didymosphaeriaceae. The transcript is spliced from 5 exons. The record is from RefSeq and is a predicted model, not a curated record.
AUGGCGCAAUCAGGGUACUCGAAUCCGCUGAAGAAGUUCAAGCUGGUCUUCUUAGGAGAGCAAAGUGUGGGCAAAACAUCUUUAAUCACACGGUUCAUGUACGACUCAUUCGACAAUACAUACCAAGCCACCAUCGGGAUAGACUUCCUGUCCAAGACCAUGUACCUCGAAGACCGCACCGUGCGCCUGCAGCUCUGGGACACCGCCGGCCAGGAACGUUUCCGCUCGCUGAUUCCCUCGUACAUCCGCGACUCCAGCGUCGCUGUCGUCGUAUACGAUAUCACAAAUAAGAAGACAUUUGAGAAUACGCGGAAGUGGGUCGAUGAUGUAAGGGGAGAGCGCGGCAACGAUGUCAUCAUUGUGCUUGUCGGAAACAAGACGGAUCUGAACGACAAGCGGGAGGUCACUACGCAGCAAGGCGAAGAGGAGGCGAAGAAGAACAACCUCAUGUUCAUCGAAACGAGCGCAAAGGUCGGGCACAACGUCAAAACGCUGUUCAAGCGGAUCGCGCAGGCGCUACCGGGCAUGGAGGGCGAAGGCCAGCAGGGACAGAGUCAGAUGAUCGACGUCAACAUCAACCCGCAGCCAUCACAAGACCAGGGCAACUGCGCAUGUUAA